Molecule: messenger RNA, 2687 nt
Organism: Cyanistes caeruleus (blue tit)
Lineage: Eukaryota; Metazoa; Chordata; Aves; Passeriformes; Paridae
Source: RefSeq, a predicted model, not a curated record
GGCCCAGGCCCCACAGGUGAGUGGAUAGAGGAGCUCACUGAGAAGCCCCAGCAUGUGACAGUGACGGUGCUGAGCUCCACGACUGCCCUGACCUCCUGGACGGCGUCACACGAGAGCAGUGGCAACAGCACCAUCGUGUCUGUGCUCUCCCUCACCUGCCAGAAGCAAAAGGAGAGUCAGAGGCUUGAAAAGCACUACUGCACUGAGGUGAAUUCGAGCAGCAGCCUCAUUGAAAAUCUUGUUCCUGGUGCCCAGUACCAAGUUGUGGUUUAUUUACGGAAGGGACCAUUGGUUGGACCUCCUUCUGAUCCUGUCACAUUUUCCAUUGUGCCCACUGGAAUAAAGGAUCUGACACUUUACCCUUUGGGACCUACUGCUGUGGUUCUGAGCUGGAACAGGCCUUUCCUUGGGGUGUUCAGGAAAUAUGUGGUAGAAAUGUUUUACUUCAACCCAUCAACGAUGACCUCGGAGUGGACAACCUACUAUGAAAUAGCAGCAACUGUCUCCUUGACUGCCUCUGUGAGAAUAGCCAACCUGCUGCCUGCUUGGUAUUACAAUUUUCGGGUCACCAUGGUGACCUGGGGGGACCCAGAGCUGAGCUGCUGUGAUAGCUCCACCAUCAGCUUCAUAACAGCACCAGUGGCACCCAAAAUCACCUCUGUAGAAUAUUACAACCACCUUUUGUAUGUCACCUGGACCUACGGAGGAGAUGGGCCCGACCUUUCUCAUUCCAGGAUGCUGCACUGGAUGGUUGUUGCAGAGGGAAAGAAAAAAAUCAAGAAGAGUGUAACACGCAAUGUGAUGACUGCAGUGCUGAGCUUGCCUCCAGGGGACAUUUACAACCUUUCAGUGACUGCUUGUACUGAAAGAGGCAGCAAUACUUCCAUGCCCCAACUUGUGAAAUUGGAACCAGCCCCUCCAAAAUCACUGUUUGCUGUCAACAAGACUCAGACCUCUGUGACUCUGCUGUGGGUGGAAGAAGGAGUAGCUGAUUUCUUUGAAGUCUACUGCCAGCAGGCUGGAUCUGGCCAGGAAACAAAAGUCCAGGAACCUGUGACGGUCUCUUCACACGUUGUGACCAUUUCCAGCCUGACCCCUGCCACCUCCUACAACUGCAGCGUGACCACCUUCAGCCACAACAGCCCCAGCAUCCCCACCUUCAUUGCAGUUUCCACCAUGGUCAGGGAGAUGAACCCCAAUGUCGUGGUAAUCUCCGUGUUGGCCAUCCUCAGUAUCCUCCUGAUUGGACUGCUGCUGGUCACUCUUGUUGUACUCAGGAGAAAACACCUACAGAUGGCCAGGGAGUGUGGGGCUGGGACCUUUGUGAAUUUUGCAUCUUUAGAGAGAGAUGGAAAGCUCCCCUAUAACUGGCGUAGAAGUGUAUUUGCUUUCCUAACUCUGCUACCCUCAUGCCUUUGGACUGAUUAUCUUUUGGCAUUUUAUGUUAAUCCUUGGAGUAAAAAUGGAUUAAAGAAGAGAAAGCUGACCAACCCUGUCCAGUUGGAUGAUUUUGAUGGCUACAUCAAAGACAUGGCCAAAGACUCGGAUUAUAAAUUUUCUCUGCAAUUUGAGGAGCUAAAACUGAUUGGGCUUGACAUACCCCACUUUGCUGCUGAUCUGCCCAUGAAUCGCUGUAAAAAUCGCUACACAAAUAUCCUGCCAUAUGAUUUCAGUCGUGUCCGGUUAGUCUCGAUGAAUGAAGAAGAGGGAUCUGACUACAUUAAUGCCAACUACAUCCCUGGUUAUAAUUCACCCCAGGAAUACAUUGCAACCCAAGGACCGCUGCCAGAAACUAGGAACGAUUUUUGGAAGAUGGUUCUCCAGCAAAAAUCACAAAUCAUUGUUAUGCUCACUCAGUGCAAUGAGAAAAGACGGGUGAAAUGUGACCAUUACUGGCCUUUUACGGAGGAUCCUGUUGCAUAUGGGGAUAUCACAGUGGAGAUGCUGAGCGAGGAGGAGCACACGGACUGGGUGUACCGCAGCUUCCGAAUCAGCUACGCUGAUGAGGUGCAGGACGUGAUGCAUUUUAACUACACGGCCUGGCCUGACCACGGCGUCCCCACCACCAACGCUGCCGAGAGCAUCCUCCAGUUUGUACAGAUGGUCAGGCAGAAAUCAGCAAAGACUAAAGGCCCCAUGGUCAUACACUGCAGCGCUGGCGUGGGACGGACGGGAACGUUCAUAGCCCUGGACCGGCUCUUGCAGCACAUCCGUGACCACGAGUUCGUGGAUAUUUUGGGCCUGGUGUCGGACAUGAGGUCCUACAGAAUGUCCAUGGUGCAGACAGAGGAGCAGUACAUUUUUAUUCACCAGUGUGUGCAGCUGAUGUGGCAAAAGAAGAAGCAGCAGUUCUGCAUCAGCGAUGUCAUAUAUGAGAACGUCAGCAAGUCCUAGUCCAGAGCCACAGGUGGUGAGACCAUGAAGCACAUCCAUCUUCCCUUGCUUCUGAUUUUUUUUCUGUUGAAGGUUUGAACGGGCAGGUGCUGUGCCACGAGAGACUACUGCUUUGCAGUGCACAGACAAUGAGGAAAAGAAACUUUUACCUUUCUGAAGCACUGGGGAGACAAAGCCUUAACGAGCCUGCGGUGUCUUUUGAACUGUUUCAUUUCUGGACAUUUUUUUUAAAUACUGGACCAAAUUCAGCUAAACAACAUGAAGGAAAAGACACUAUAUGUGCAUAAGAUAGA